Messenger RNA from Apodemus sylvaticus (European woodmouse), 5763 nucleotides. RefSeq names its product family with sequence similarity 169 member A (gene Fam169a). The record is from RefSeq and is a predicted model, not a curated record. The transcript is spliced from 13 exons. NCBI's taxonomy places the organism in Eukaryota, Metazoa, Chordata, Mammalia, Rodentia, Muridae. Bases 185 to 2182 code for a protein of 665 amino acids.
AGGCCGGCCGGCCGGCGGGGCGGGGGGAUCCGCGGUGGGCGCGCCGCGGCGCCAGUGCGUCACGCCGGCGGAGGGACGGUGGGCUGCGGACGAGCCGCACGUGCCGGGGUCGGCAGCGGCGGCGGGGAGCGGCCGCGCAGUCAUUCGCGCUCCGCCUUCGGGCCCCCGCGGCGCGGCUGAGAGAAUGGCAUUCCCUGUGGAUUUGCUGGAUGACUGCACACAUGAGGAAUUGGAACAUUCUGCUGAGGAUUACCUCUCCAACUUAAGGUGUGGGGACCCUGAGAAUCCACAAUGCUUUUCUCUUGUCAACAUUACGAUUCCCGUUAGCCUGUCAAAUGUGGGCUUUGUUCCUCUUUAUGGCGGCAACCAGACCCAGAAAAUCCUUGCUCUCUUUGCGCCUGAGGACUCACUUACAGCUGUGGCACUUUACCUUGCUGGUCAGUGGUGGGCCAUUGAUGAUAUUGUGAAAACAUCCGAACCUUCUAGAGAGGGGCUGAAGCAGGUGAGCACUCUUGGAGAAAGAGUGGUUCUGUAUGUUCUCAAUCGAAUUAUUUAUAGGAAGCAGGAAAUGGAAAGAAAUGAGAUCCCAUUCCUGUGUCAUAGCAGUACUGACUAUGCUAAGAUUCUGUGGAAGAAAGGAGAGGCCGUUGGGUUUUAUUCAGUUAAGCCUACAGGGAGCUUGUGCACCUCAUUUCUUACUCAGAAUUACCAACUGCCAGUUCUUGAUACAAUGUUUAUAAGGAAGAAAUACAGAGGAAAAGAUUUGGGGCUUCAUAUGCUGGAAGAUUUUGUUGAUUCCUUUACAGAAGAUGCACUUGGCUUACGGUACCCACUGUCUUCUCUCAUGUACACAGCUUCCAAGCAAUACUUUGAAAAGUAUCCAGGAGAUCAUGAACUUCUUUGGGAAGUUGAAGGUGUGGGUCAUUGGCAUCAGCGAAUACCAGUCACGAGAGCUUUACAGAGAGAGGCUAUUAAGGUUACAGACAUUUCUCAAUAUGAAGCCAGAAGACCCGUGUCUGGAGACUAUGGUCUUGUUGCUGUACCAGAAUGUCAGCCUGUAAUGGAAGACACUCAGUCUAGUGAGCUGCAGAUCCAUUCCCUAAAAGAUGCCUUUGCUAGCACUUCUGAAGGUCCAGAAAAGACUCCUGUUUCCACUCGUACUCGGAGCAGCCAUCUAAAGCGUCCAAAGAUUGGAAAGCGUUUUCAGGAUUCUGAAUUUAGUAGUUCUCAAGGUGAAGAUGAAAACACCGCCCAGACUUCUCCACUGGCUUCAGUGAACAAGGUAGAGAACGCCGCGCGGACAUCAGAGAGUGCAGAAGCAUGCCUUGAAGAAGAACCCGAGCGGAGAGUGGUUGAAUGUGAGGAUGAAAUCAGUGAUCAAGAUGCACAGCCUGCUCUGCAAACGCAGCCACGCCUGCAGAAACAAGAUGGGGACAAAAACUCUGCAUUGGAGCCUGUCAACGGUGAGGUAAUGGAUGCCACCCUGAAGCCCUCACUUACCACUGAAGAGGAGGACUCCAACAGUGAGGGCCUUGAAGAAGAGUUAAAAGUUCCACCUUUUAAUUCCAGCGGAGAGCCUGGGAAUCCUGUUCCACUGGCAGCAGAGUCUUUAAAAGCGCCUGAGGCCACGCUAGACAAGACCUUACCUGUUACUGACUCAGAAAUGUUGACUGAUCAAGGCCCAUCUGAUGAUAAAGGACAUACUGAAGAAAAUCCGUCCCCAGUUUCAAAAAAGAAAACACUUUUGGGAAGCUCAGACAAUGUUGCCACUGUAUCAAAUGAAGAAAAGUCCGAUGGUGAUAUUCCAAAUUCUGUGGUAGCAGAAUUUCCUGAAGAACCAGUCUCUCAGAAUUUAUCACCCAACACUACUUCCUCAGUGGAAGACCAGGGGGAGGAGGGAGUACCCGAGGGCCAGGAACCCUCGGCUACUCAGAGUUCUCUGAUAGAGGUAGAACUUGAAGACGUGCCACUUCCACAAAAUGCAGGACAGAAGAACCAGUCAGAGGAGCAAUCUGAAGCGUCUUCUGAGCAACUGGAACAGUUUACACAGUCAGCAGAGAAAGCCGUGGAUAGCAGCUCAGAGGAGAUUGAAGUGGAAGUUCCUGUAGUAGACAGGCGCAGUCUGAGAAGGAAGGCCAAAGGGCAUAAGGGACCUGGCAAGAAGAAAGCCAAGCUCACCUGAGUGGAGGAGAAAAGCUGUUGUUGUUGUUGUUGUUGUUGUUGUUGUUUUUAAACCACAGUAAUUAAUAAACAGCAUGGGGCACAGGACAAAUUCUAAAAUUCCAAUUUGAACUUAUUUACAGAUGCAGGUUUUCUCUUUCCUUUAGAACAAGGAUUUGCCAUUCUUUUCAUUUUUCAGGCUGUUUUCUGUAAGUAACUUUUAUUUAUGACCCAUGUGUCAAUUUUGGAAAUCCAGGUCAUAUUUUUCUUCAGCAGGUGGCGCAGCUAAUCAUUAAUAUUUUAAAAAUACAACUUAAAAAACUAUUCGACUUUGAUCAUAGGAAGCUUUUAUACUAAGGGUUUUAAUGGUAAAACGUGUUAAGGGUUCUCAAAGUUUUAUCUUAGUAUCAAAACCAAUCUCCAUCUUUUAAGUGUAGGCAUACCUAAACAAAAUGUGUCAGUUAAUUAAAUAUAACAUCAAGUAAGAGAAUAAAACAUAGAAAUUGAUGAUCAGUGGUUUAUGAAGAUGAUUGUUUUAGUUAUUUAAUGUUAGUUAUAAAUGGAGUUCAAGUCUGUGAGUAGUAGUUUAGACCGCAUAUCUGUUGUUAAUAGUACUGUUAAAGAUUUUACUGUGGUAUGUGGGUACAUAACUUAAAAUUUAAUUUAAAUUUAAUACUUCUACCUGAAUUAUUAGUUUGUUAUCAUUUUUUCUCUAUAUAUUUGCAGAUGCUGGAAAGCUUGAAUACACUUUUUAUCUUUUAAACACCUCAAGUAAUUGAAUUUAGCAUAUAGUUUAAUUUGGACUGUGAUCCUGAUCACAGAUAGUGCAGAAGUAUAGGCCCCUUUCCACGCCUUCUACUGCUGUCUAAGUCACUGUGAUUCUUCUAUCAAAAGACCUCCACCCAGCUUGCCAGUUACACCCUUGUUUCCAUUUUUGAAUAGGUCUAGAGUGAUAUCCAACCACCUUUAGACCUAGAUGGAGAGAGUCGAGCUGUCCUGUACUUGGGAUGGCGCGGGCUGCCCUGUAUUCGUUAUUGCUAUGGCAAGAGUAUUUGACUUUUUAAGACCGGGUUUCUCUGCAUAGCGUUGACUAUCCUGCAUUUGCUCUGUAAACCAGGCAGACGUCCAGCUCAGAUCUGCUGGCCUCAGCCUACUGAGUGUUGGCAUUAAAGGCAUGCAGCACUACCACCUGGCUAUUUGAUAUUUUGUAAAAAAAAUUUUUUUAAAAAUUAAUGGCAAUUGAUUUUAAAAUGAACGAAACAGUUAUUUUUAGAAUUCAUAGAGAAUUGGUCAGGAGUGCUUGACUGUAUUUCCGUUAGACUAUUUUGAGACCAAUUUUUGAAACAGCUUGAACCUUGUGAGAGAAAUGUUGGGAAUAUGAAUCAUGAUUUGAAGUGCUGCAAGUUUGUGUUGAGCCCAUUCAGUCUUCAGUCAGUUGAUUUGGUGAGUUCAUGUCUUAUAUUUUGGGAUGUUGGUAUUUUAGAAAAGUCUAAUUAGUUACGCAGCAGACUAAAUAGCAAACCCUUGAACAAAAUCAGAACACCUGCACAUACCUGUAGUUUUAAUUUUGGUUAGAUGUUAGAUAAUUUCAUUCUGAGUGAAAAUUAUACUUUGACCAUUUUUUCCAGUAAAUGCUGUUAUAAAAUAGAUAUGAUUAACUAGUGAAUUUGCCAAAUGUUGAUGCUGUUUUACACAAUUAGAGAAAUUUGUUAAUAUCUCAACUAGGGGAAGUAACUGUUAAGAUUCAGAAAUGUAAAUCUUAGUUUUCAUUGUUAACAUUUAAACAUUUCUGGUAUGUUGUCUUGAAAUUUUUUUUUUUUUGGCUAUUAUUCCCCUAAUAUUACAUUCUUUAAAUGAGUGUUUUUAAGAGAUUGCACUCACUGGCAGCUCAAUGUAUGAAUAGUCUCUAGAGUUAAAAAUAUUAACAUAUCACACUGGGUACUAGCAGUAUAAACUUAUACUUCCUAAUCUUGUUUGAUAUAAAUGGGAUUCAAAGCAGUUUUAAAACAUUGUUCUGCAUACAAGAUAACUUGUUACUUGUUGUCUGUGACAUAAGUUAAAGUUUGUAUAGAUCAUAGAGGAAAAGUUAGAUCACAGGAAAAAUCUUUCAUAUUCAGUAACAUGUUUAUAUAAAAUUUGUAACAAAAUUUAUGUUAAGUAGGGAAUCUAAACAAAUGUAGCUUUUGCAAGGCAUGAGGACUGCAGUGAUUCCAAGAAGCUGUUUGUUGAGUGCUCAAGUCCUGUUCUGUAGUCUCUUGUAAACUGGUACUUUGUUUCAGAGUCUUGAUUGUGGAAAAGGAAGCUACCUUCUGGUGUAUAUACAUAUAUAUUUCCUUAUGUAACAUAGCAGAUGAGUAUUACCAGAAGUUUAGUUCUACUUUCAAACUUAAACUAUUAGACCACACAAAAACUUAUUUAAGAAUUUUAUUGUAAAGGUCCUUUAAAACUUUUGAAGAGAUUCUAUUAUGAUUUUUUUUAAAUAAAAUCAAAUGGCAUGACUUAGAAUGUCAGUCUUCUCCGUGGUCACGUUCUUCCACUCGUGUGUCUACUUUUUCCAUCGAUUUGCAGAGACUAAGGAGGACUUCUGUCACUAAUGGUCUGCUUUGAACAGGUGACCAGUGUUCCCUAGUGGUGUGUGACUUUAGAGGUCGUCUUUCCUUUGGAAUUAGCUAAGCUGUGCUCACACCAGCAAUCUGGAACAAACUUUGAGUAAAUAACUAACCUGUACUAAUACUCCUCCUGUGUGUUUUAGAGAGCAGCUGCUUUUGCCUUUUAUGGCCAUCAGCAAGCUGGUGUUUAGGGUGUGGUCUGUUAUGGAAAUCAUGUUUGUUUUAAUACUUCCUGCCAUGCCUUUUUAGUAUAAGACAGUUGGCUGGUUUUAAUCCUAAAAAAAAUAAGCAAACAUACUUCAGCAAUAUCCACUGAUUACCUGAAGUCAGGUUUCCUUUCUCUGUAACUUAGGCAAAUAAAUACACAUUGCCUAUUUUUAAUUGAUAGAAAAUGUUAAAAUCUAGUUAUAAGAAAGUGAAAUGAUUCUGUCUUCGCUGGUCAGUCAUUUCCAAGAAUCUACCCUUCCUUUUCCUUUAUUAUCUUUGUAUGUUCUAAAGCUUUAAAAAGAAUUCUAUUACUCAGAGUACCAAGUUUUAUGGGGAACUUACGGUUUCUUUCUUUCCUAGGUUAUUUUUCCCUUUAAUGUUUAAAAUAGUAAUUAAACCUAUAUUUUGUGAUUGUUUUUUAGUCUUGUGUUUUAAACUUUCUGAGUUUCAUUCAUGAAGAUGUGCAGAUAUUGUUAGACAUUGAAUGAUUCUGUUAAAGGCAAUCACAUUGCCUGUAUCAUGAAAGUUGAUUUAAAAAAAUAAACAAUUUAAAGCAAUAUAGUGACUAUAAAUUAAAAUAAUAUACAGACACUCUGAAGAAUGUGGACUGUCAUGGCCUUUCCAUGUAAUCGGCUGCCACAUCUCAAGUCGCUGGUACGUGGUGGAGUUACCUAACCCAGUGUUUAACACUGUGGCUGCAGUAUAAGUGCACUCCCUAGUUUUAGAAUAGAGAAAAAGGGUGGAUGUAACUUUAGUCUACUCAAAGUACUACAUGAGGUCUUAUGAG